This is a messenger RNA of Esox lucius (northern pike), 4405 nucleotides long. RefSeq names its product cadherin 2, type 1, N-cadherin (neuronal) (gene cdh2). The coding region runs from base 189 to 2960 and encodes 923 amino acids. Gene Ontology annotation, cellular component: neuron projection; presynaptic active zone membrane; adherens junction. Gene Ontology annotation, biological process: regulation of axonogenesis; synapse assembly; brain development. Gene Ontology annotation, molecular function: cadherin binding; calcium ion binding. The transcript has 16 exons. The record is from RefSeq and is a predicted model, not a curated record. NCBI's taxonomy places the organism in Eukaryota, Metazoa, Chordata, Actinopteri, Esociformes, Esocidae.
GUCAGUAAGUCAUUCAGCCUCAGUACCAGGCAGAGUGCACUAAGCUCAGCGACACAGAGCUGAGACAGAGAGUAGCGAGAGGACGAGGCUGUUACAUGCCGUUGCGGUCAGUUUACUAGUGGGCAUUCUACUGGACCGAGAAAAGAGAAGGGGACUUUUACAAGGCAUUCAAGGGAGGGACUUUAAUCAUGUUUCUGACUGCCGGCGCUCUGCUGAUGGUGGUGGCAGCGAUGCAGGUUGCCGUGCAAGGAGGAGGGACCAUGGGGUCAUUGCCACAGAGGCAAGGGUCGUUGCCAUGCACACAAGGAUUCUCCCAGGAGGAGUACAGUAUUGCUGUAGAUGAGGAGCUGAGGGAGGGACAAGCACUCUUCAAUGUUAAGUUUGACGACUGCGGCAUGGGCCCGGUGCUGUUGGAGGUGAGAGGCGGUAAGGACUUCAGACUGGGAGGUGAUGGUGUGGUGUAUACCCGGCAUGCCCUCCGUCUGGCCCACGGGAAAAGAGCCUUCCUGGUGGUGAAGGCAAAGGAUCCGAAGACCAAGGAGGAGUGGCAAACGCGCGUUCACCUCCGGCGGACACCCCGACCGACGGCAGAACUGACGCACCACAAACAACAGGUGAACUCCAGCUCCGCAGCUGUGACUCAGCAGGGGCGGGAGAUUGUGUUUCCGUGGCGCAGUGUGGUUGUCGGGGGCGAUGGAUCUCUGCGGAGGGUGAAAAGGGACUGGGUCAUCCCUCCCAUCAACGUCCCAGAGAACUCACGAGGACAGUUCCCAGAGGAGCUAGUCAGGAUCCGGUCGGACCGUGAUAAGAACCGUCUCCUGCGCUACAGUGUGACCGGGCCGGGCGCUGAUCAGCCUCCAACCGGAAUAUUCAUCAUCAACCCCAUCUCCGGUCAACUCUCUGUGACAAAACCCCUUGACCGCGAAGACAUUGCCAACUUCCAUCUGCGAGCCCAUGCUGUGGACCUGAAUGGAAACCAGGUAGAGAAUCCCAUCGACAUCGUCAUCAACGUCAUAGACAUGAACGACAACAGGCCAGAGUUCACACACACUGUGUACAAUGGGUCAGUGCCAGAGGGAUCCAAACCAGGGUCCUUUGUUAUGACCGUGACAUCAGUGGACAAGGAUGACCCGAAGACGGCCAAUGGGAUGCUCCGAUACAAGAUUCUAUCUCAGAACCCAGAGAGCCCUUCCUCCAACAUGUUCACCAUCAACAACAAGACAGGAGACAUCAUCACGGUGGCUGCGGGGCUUGACCGAGAGAAAGUUUCUCAGUACAAGUUGAUCAUCCAGGCGACUGACAUGGAGGGGAACCCCACCUAUGGACUGUCUAACACAGCUACAGCUAUCAUUAGAGUCACUGACGUCAAUGACAACCCUCCCGAGUUUACCUCUGACACGUUCUACGGAGAGGUUCAGGAGAACCGCGUCACAGUGAUUGUAGCCAACCUGACGGUCACAGAUAAGGACCAGCCACACACGGCUGCCUGGAACACAGUUUACCGGAUCACGGCCGGAGACCCAACUGGACGCUUCUCCAUCCCCACCGACCCCACCACCAACGAGGGACUGGUCACUGUGGUCAAGCCAGUAGACUACGAGCUCACCCGCUCCUACAUGUUGACGGUGCUGGCGGAGAACCAGGUUCCCCUGGCGCGCGGUAUCCACCUGCCACGCCAGUCCACCGCCACCGUGUCUGUACGCAUCACCGACGUCAACGAGAGCCCAGAGUUCUCCCCCAACCCUAAAGGGCUCAAACUGGAGGAGGGGCUACCAGCCGGGUCGCUGCUAACCACCUUCACAGCCCAGGACCCAGACAGAUACAUGCAGCAGAACAUACGCUACUCCAAGCUGUUUGACCCUGCUAAUUGGCUGGAGAUAGACCCUGUAAACGGGCGGAUCUCCACCAUCGCUGUGCUGGACAGAGAGUCUCCCUACGUGAAGAAUAAUCUCUAUAACGUCACCUUCAUGGCCUCGGACAACGGCGUCCCCCCAGCCAGCGGUACCGGCACGUUGCAGAUGUACUUGUUGGACAUAAACGACAACGCUCCUCGUGUCUUCCCUCCGGAGGUGGAGAUGUGCGAGAAGCCCGAGCCCAACGGCAUCAACAUCACCGCCAACGACCCCGACUUGACCCCUAACGCCGGCCCCUUCGCCUUCGAACUGGCCAACCGGCCUGCGGACGCGCGGCGGAACUGGACCCUGUCGCAUCUAAACGGUGAAUAUGCUCAGAUGAGGUUACGGAUAGGCUUCCUGGAGAGCGGCGUCUACGAGGUUCCCAUCAUCAUCACGGACUCGGGCAACCUGCCCAUGUCCAACACGUCCUACCUGCGGGUGAAGGUGUGCCAGUGCGACCACCACGGGGACUGUGUGGACAUGGAGCGCAUCAUGGCUGCCGGGCUGGGAACGGGAGCCAUCAUCGCCAUCCUCCUCUGUAUCAUCAUACUGCUGGUGAUGGUGUUGCUGUUUGUGAUGUGGAUGAAGAGGAGGGACAAGGAGCGCCAGGCCAAGCAGCUCCUCAUCGACCCGGAGGACGACGUCCGGGACAACAUACUGAAGUACGAUGAGGAGGGAGGAGGAGAGGAGGACCAGGACUACGACCUCAGCCAGUUGCAGCAGCCCGAUGCGUUGGAGCCGGAGAUGGUGAAGGUGGGUGUCAGGCGUAUGGAUGAGAGACCCCUUCACCAGGACCACCUGUAUCCUCUCCGCUCUGCUGCGCCCCACCCUGGAGACAUAGGAGACUUCAUCCACGAGGGUCUGAAAGCAGCGGAUAAUGACCCAACGGCGCCUCCUUAUGACAGCCUGCUGGUGUUUGACUACGAGGGCAGUGGCUCUACCGCCGGCUCUCUCAGCUCCCUUCACUCCUCCUCUUCUGGUGGUGAUCAGGACUACGACUACCUCAGCGACUGGGGCCCACGCUUCCGCAAGCUGGCUGACCUCUAUGGAGGAGGAGACGACUAGAAGCCCCCGUGCUAGGGUCUGAGUGGGGUUAGGGAAGGGGCAAGAGGUGGAUGGGAUAGGGGACGUAGGGGCGGGGGAAUCAGUGGCACUUUUUAAAAUCAUGGGACCUGGAAGGAUUGUUGGUGGUAAAGAGACAUCUAUUUUGCCUGAUCGGACUGGAAAGAGGAAUAACAACAGCAUGACGUAUGUUGGAGUGGCAACUGCUAGCCUAGCCUAUUAGCCCAUAUGCUAGGGAUUGCUAAAACUCAGAAGAGAAUGCAGUGACUGCUAGUCUAGCCUGCUAGCAUGCAGGCUAACUCAGAUUAGCAUGGAGUGUUAGCCAUCAUGCUAAUGGUCGCUAGUAUGUCCAAUACAUUUGGGUGGCAACUGCUAGCCUUAUCUGUUAACAUACAAACUGAGGCUAGCAGAGCACACAUGCCUAGGAUGCACAUUGCUCAGAUGGAAACCAUGGGAGGAAACCCGGCGGUUCACUGGUUGUUUAAGGAUGAGAGAGCCUGGGCGCUCUCUUAGCAGUUUGCAAUGAUAAAGACGCUCAGUUACACUUGAAUCUCACGGUACAGAAGCACUGGGAUAAAACGUGCCUUUUUGUACAUUCUUUGGAUUCUGUUUUAGUAUUCUGUUCAUAUCAUGACUUGCAGGGAUAUCCGGCUGUAAGAGAGCAGACGUUUAAAAUGAGGAACACGGGCUUGAACAUGUGUGCAGUGUGUGAAUGUGUGUGUUCAUGUUACACCUCACUGCCAGAGUGUGUACGUCAUCGUCAUUGCCAUGGAGAUGAACAGGAUGAACGCUUCCCACUGAGAGAAGACAUGUACAGUAAACGCUACUCUGUAGAUACACUAGUUUCCCUGUUUUUCUUUGUUUUGUUUAUAUGCUUUUUUUCAUAUUGUAACUUAAGCAGCUGGUUGCUAAAUAAAAGGAGUCUCCUCUCCUACAUUUUGUAGCAGACAUAUUGUUUUGUUACUCUGAGGUUUGGUUGGUGGAUUUGACUGAAACCAAAGUGGGGGUUAUUAUCAUUUUAAUUCAGUUAAUUCAGGAUGUUAACUGAUAUUUUAAUUCAGGAAGUGAAUUAAUGUCCCAAUUAAGGAAGUAAAACAAAAUUCCAGUUAAAAUGUUCCUCAAUGCUUGUGUGUAACAAUUUUUUUUUUACUGGAACGUUAAUUUGCUUCCUGAGUUUAACAGAAUUAAAUAGAAAUUGACCCCAACUCUGACUAAACCAAGAUGAUGGUGAUGACGAUGAAGUUGUUGAUUCUGUCCAUUUAUAUGCCUUAGUGUUGGUACUCUGGUACUCUUUGCUGAUUGGCUACUCACUGUAAACACAAAUAUGUACAGAUUGUAUUUUAUUUUCUGUUGUUCUUUUUGAGCUUGACCUCUAAAAGAAAUAUUACAAUACAGAACCUUGUAUAUGUAUAAUUUAGACUACAGAUUAAACGUUUUUUGCAUGUUUU